GGGUGGAGUUGCUCUUAGUCUCGAAAAAUUGAAAAGUGAGAGGGCGGGAAUUUUUGAAAUUUGGGAAAGAUGGGGAAUGACACGCGGCGUCACCCGCGAGCAGUUAGGCCCGGUCAGAAACGACCUCCAACCUACUGCCCGGGGCGGUCAGUCUCCGUCUCCGGAUAUAACCCCCAAUUCAUCAAUCGGACACCGCCAGAUUUUCUCUCCCAAACCAAACCAGCAUACCAAUGGCUCUGUCCCUCCUUCUGUUCACUCUCUGGUUGGCCGCCGGCCGCGAUAAUCUCGCCGGCGGCGAGAGCCUCUGUCCCCUAUGUGAUUCAUCACUUACCGCGAGUCGUCUCUGUCCUUUUACUGAUAUGCCAGUCAACGUGCAGAGGAGGAACUCCUCCUCCGCCGCGGUGUGGGUGACCGGGGACGGAAGAGCUGAGGAUGAGUUGCUCGUGAUGAGGCAUACGGAAGAGGCUUCUUCUUCUUCACCCUUCUUCGCCGGGGAGCCUGUUGAAGAAGGAGAUCGAGCUCAGGAUCGCUCCCUCCGCCGUGAUGAUGCUGAGUCCCGUGAAGAAAUGACCACCGGCUGGCAGGAGGUUGAAGGUGAAGACGAUGCUUCUCCCUCAUCUUCGUCUUCUUCAUCUUCUUCAUCCUUCUUCACAGUAGUUUCUGUUUCUGGCGGCGGGGAGGCCAACGUGGAGGAGGAAUUGAGGUGGAUCCCAAUUUAUGAGGAAUUGAACGGUGAAAUGGUAGAACUAGCUCGAUUUCCGUUGCAGCGGGAAGCCGGAUAUUUCUCCUUCGCCACCACCGUGAAUGACGCAUCUCCACAUCCAAUUGAGCCCGGGAUGGCUUUGUGAUGAAUCCCAUAGAGAAUAGAUGGACAGAUUUUAAGAGAAUGCUGCAUCACGUCGUA
Molecule: messenger RNA, 904 nt
Organism: Cuscuta campestris
Lineage: Eukaryota; Viridiplantae; Streptophyta; Magnoliopsida; Solanales; Convolvulaceae
Source: the annotation of a GenBank genome assembly